AUGCAGAGGUACGGACUGCAGAUCCGCACGAAGCUGCCAUCGUCCUCGUCGUCACGCGCGCCGCCGCCUCCGGCGCGGCCCCUGGCGGCCUUCGCCGACGAUGACGACGACGACGUGGAGAAAGAAAUCCUCCGCCAGGCGGCCAAGAAGCGCGCCCUCCAGAAGGUAGAGGAGCAGCAGAAGAAGGCCUUGGAGGAGGAUCCCUCGGUGUACGCCUACGACGAGCUGUACGACGAAAUGAAAGAGAAGGAAGCCCGUCCUAAGAUGCAGGAUAAGGUCGUCCGCGAGUCAAAGUAUAUUGCACAACUUAAGGAAAAAGCAGAGCUACGCAAACGAGAACAGGAUAUAAUAUACGAGAGGAAGCUUCAGAAAGAGAGAAGCAAGGAGGACCACCUCUUUGGGGACAAGGAUAAAUUUGUAACAUCUGCCUACAGGAAGAAACUUGAGGAGCAACAAAAGUGGCUUGAAGAAGAGAGAAUGAGGCAGCUUCGAGAAGAAAAGGAAGAUGUUACUAAAAAGAAAGACUUGAGUGAUUUUUACUUUGGGCUUGAGAGGAAUGUUGCUUUUGGUGCACGGACACAUGGUAACACAAAAUGUGCUGACCCUCAAAAGUCGGACAAUAAACUGGAUGACACAAAUACUAGUAGUCUUGGUGCUGAAGCCUCUGAACCUUCUCCAAAGCGUAGAAGAGAAACCAGUGUAGGAUCGGAGGGGACUAAGAGUAUGGAAGAACCCUCGGCAAGUCGAACGAGGGAUUCAACAGCUGCUGCAUCUACUGAGAAAAAUGCUGCUGAUGUUCCAUCAAAUGCUAAAGAGACCCCACAAAACACUCAGCCAGCAAAGGUUACUGAUGAUCACUACAAGAGAGGUGAUGAUGCACUUGCUGCUGCUAGAGCGCGAGCACUGGCCCGAAAGAAAUCAAAGGAGCAGCAAUUGUGA
This is a messenger RNA of Miscanthus lutarioriparius, 939 nucleotides long. NCBI's taxonomy places the organism in Eukaryota, Viridiplantae, Streptophyta, Magnoliopsida, Poales, Poaceae. The record is from the annotation of a GenBank genome assembly.